GGCAAAGCCAUGUGAUUUCCUAAUAUCCAUCAAAUUUAUUUAAGACUUUUUUAAACCCCCAGCAUUUUAUCUUCUAUCAACAACAACAGUGAUGAUGAAGCUACUAGCUAUAACAUAAUCUAGUCUAGUCUAGCUUGUCGUAAGAGAGAUCUAUUCAUAUAUAAAUACCUCAUUGAUUCUUAUUUACAGUUUGACAUAACAAGAGAGAAGAAGAAACAGAGAGGAACUCAAUGGAGGUUUCUUCCUCUUCUAAUUCUCCUUCUACAUCUACUUCUUCAACUUCAACAGAUCCAAACAGGAACACCCAUGAACUACAACAAAUGUCUAAACAAAAGGGUGGUCUUAUCACAUUGCCUUUCAUUAUUGCAAAUGAAGCAUUUGAGAAAGUUGCAAGUUAUGGGUUAUUGCCAAACAUGAUAUUGUAUCUGAUGAAAGAUUAUCAUAUGACAAUUCCAACUGGGACUAGUGUUUUAUCAAUAUGGUCUGGUGUUACUAAUUUUACACCUAUAAUUGGAGCUUUCUUUUCUGAUUCUUACUUGGGAAGGUUUUGGACUAUCACUUUUGGAUCGAUUGCUAGUCUUCUUGGGAUGACUUUACUAUGGUUCACAGCCGUUUUUCCACAAACAAAGCCUCCUCAUUGUGAACUAUUCUCGAAAGAUUGUAGAUCAUCAACAGCAGCUCAGCUCUCUCUUCUAUUCUCGUCGUUCAUACUCAUGUCGAUCGGAGCUGGUGGAAUUAGAGCAUGUUCUAUAUCUUUUGGUGCAGAUCAGUUACACAAGAAGGACAAUCAGAGUUAUGACAGGCUUUUACAGAAUUUUUUCAAUUGGUAUUAUGCUUCUGCUGGAAUUUCUGUCGUCCUUGCGCUUACUGUUAUAGUUUAUAUACAAGACAAAUUUGGCUGGAAAGUGGGAUUCGGAGUUCCUGCGAUUCUUAUGUUCAUAUCUGCUGCAUCAUUCAUUUUCGCUUCUUCCUAUUAUAUCAAAGUCAAUGCGAAUAAAAGCUUAUUCAGUGGAUUUGCUCAUGUUAUUGCCGCUUCAGUGAAAAACAAACAUUUUGUUUUGCCUCCCGAAGAUGAAGACGGAUGUUAUCAUCACUAUAAGGACUCAAUCCUCACCGUGCCUACACAAAAAUUAAGGUUUUUGAACAAGGCAUGCAUGAUUACAGAUCAUGACAAGGACUUGAACCCUAAUGGAUCAGCUUCAAAUCCAUGGAGACUCUGUACAGUUGAUCAAGUUGAGGAGUUCAAAUCUCUGUUGAAAGUUAUGCCAAUUUGGUCAACUGGUAUCAUGUUGGGAGUUGCCUUGAGCCAAAGUACAUUGCCUAUACUCCAAGCAAACAGCAUGGAUAGACAUAUCACCUCAAAAUUUCAAAUUCCAGCAGGAUCAUUCGGUACGUUUGUGGUGAUCAGUCUAGCAAUCUGGGUUGGUAUAUAUGAUCGUUUACUCCUUCCGUUACUUGUAAAGUUCACAGGACGUCCAUAUGGGUUAAGUUUUAAAGAACUUAUGGGGAUUGGAUUAGUAUUUUCGAUCUUAUCACUGGCAACGUCAGCUAUAGUCGAAGGAAUACGUCGAAAAACAGCAAUCCGAGAAGGGUUGUCAGGAAACCCACAAGGUAUUGUACACAUGUCUGCAAUGUGGCUUAUUCCUCAAAACUGCCUUUUGGGUUUAGCUGAAGCUUUCAAUGCAAUAGGGCAGACUGAAUUCUAUUAUUCUGAAUGUCCCAAAAGCAUGGGUAGUAUUGCAACAUCUCUAAAUGGUCUAUGCAGUGCUGUUGGAAGUUUGAUAGUUGGUCUUUUGAUAAACAUUGUUGAUGAUAUUACUAAAAGAGGAGGAAAAAACAGUUGGGUUCCGAAUAAUAUAAACAACGGUCACUACGACUAUUACUAUUGGCUUUUAACUAUACUGAGUUCUAUAAAUUUGGUUUAUUUUCUUGUUUGCUGUUGGGCAUAUGGACCAACUGCAGAAGAAAGACUACUACCAAGCAAAGAAGUUGAAGAAGAAGAAAACCAAGAUGAACUUAAAGAAUUGAAAGAAAAAGAAGAAGAAAGACAAGAGCUUAUCAAGUCUCAGACAUUGCAGAAUAUGAUGAGUUCAGGCUGAUUUUAUCUGUAUAUAUUCUAUCUUUUUCAUUUUCAUUUCGAUUCAAUGUAUUUUUAUGGAUGCAAUACAUACAAAAUAUAUUAUAUAAAGUUAUAGAAUUCAUUUUGGAUA
This is a messenger RNA of Papaver somniferum (opium poppy), 2210 nucleotides long. Its product is annotated as protein NRT1/ PTR FAMILY 1.2-like. Gene Ontology annotation, biological process: transmembrane transport. Gene Ontology annotation, cellular component: plasma membrane. Gene Ontology annotation, molecular function: transmembrane transporter activity. The coding region runs from base 231 to 2099 and encodes 622 amino acids. The record is from RefSeq and is a predicted model, not a curated record. The transcript has 4 exons. Lineage: Eukaryota; Viridiplantae; Streptophyta; Magnoliopsida; Ranunculales; Papaveraceae.